UUUAAUUGAUGGCAGAUACGCAACUUUACUUUUAAUUAUCUGUAUUUUGUGUGUUCGUUGAUACAAUUUUUAACAUUUCAUAUUUCAAUUUUAUUAAAGUAAUUGCGAAUUUUUAUAAAGUGUAACUCGUGAACCUAGUUUUAAUAUUGAACCCGUUCGAAUCUCCGUUGGCGGAUAUCGAUUGUUUGAUCGUUGCGUUUCUAGCCGAAGAUACACGUUUGAAUCGAAAAAAUACCACGACGAAGAAUAGUGAUGAUUUUAUAAAAAUCCAUCUCGGUCGGUUUCGACUUAGCCGAGAGGAACGCUCAUCUCAAUAAGCGUUCGGUACCGGGCGCUUCUGAUUAAAAAGAAGACGAAAUGAAAAUGGUAUUGUCUCAACGUCAGAGAGAGGAGCUGAAUAAAGCGGUAGCCGAUUAUUUGCGCAGCAAUGGUUACAUGACCGCUUUAGAAGGCUUAAAAAAAGACGCAGAUAUGCCGGGCGAGGUUGAGAAAAAAUACGGAGGUCUUUUGGAGAAAAAAUGGACUUCAGUCAUUAGAUUACAGAAAAAAGUUAUGGAAUUAGAAACGAAAUUAUCUGAAGCCGAAAAGGAAUAUAUCGAGGGAGCUCCCACAAGGGGUAAACGAUUACCUACAGAAUGGAUACCAAGACCUCCAGAAAAAUUCAGUCUGACUGGACACAGAGCACCUGUGACUAAAGUUAUAUUUCAUCCUGUGUUUAAUGUUAUGGUGUCAGCGAGCGAAGACGCCACAAUUAAAGUAUGGGAUUACGAGACCGGUGAUUACGAGAAAUCACUUAAAGGUCAUACCGAUUCAGUACAAGAUAUCGCAUUCGAUAAUCAAGGCAAAUUAUUAGUUUCAUGUAGUGCCGAUAUGACUGUUAAAUUAUGGGAUUUUACCCAAGGAUACCAAUGUUUGAAAACUAUGCACGGCCACGAUCAUAAUGUAACCGGUGUCGCUUUUAUGCCAAAUGGAGAUUUUGUGAUUUCUGCUUCUAGAGAUAAGACAAUUAAAAUGUGGGAAGUUACAACCGGAUAUUGUGUUAAAACAUUCUCUGGCCAUAGAGAGUGGGUUAGACAAGUCAAAGUGUCACCGGAUGGCUCACUAAUCGCGUCAUGUUCUAAUGAUCAUACCGUUCGAGUGUGGUUAACUAGUACGAGGGAAUGCAAGGCUGAACUCCGUGACCACGAACAUGUAGUAGAAUGUAUCGCCUGGGCUACGGAUUCUUGUCGAGCUGCCAUUAACGAGGCUGUAUCGACUGAAAAUAAAAAAGGAAAUCAAGAAGGCCCAUUUUUGGUUUCUGGCUCAAGAGAUAAAACACUCAAAUUAUGGGAUGUAGGCAGUGGAGUUUGUUUAUUCACAUUACACGGCCACGACAAUUGGGUAAGAGGUGUGAUUUUCCAUCCUGCCGGUAAAUAUAUAUUAUCUGCUAGUGACGAUAAAACCAUUAGAAUAUGGGAUAUCAGCAAUAAACGUAAUAUGAAAACUAUCGAAGCGCAUUCUCAUUUUUGUACUUCUAUCGAUUUUCACAAAUCUCAACCCUUCGUUGUGAGUGGUAGCGUGGAUAAAACAGUCAAAGUUUGGGAAUGUCGUUGAACGAACUUGAAACAGAACAGAAUUCAAUUACAGAAAAGAAAAAAAAUCUCUACGGCUUUUUACAAUUUAUAUUAUUUCGCUGGCUGCCUCCCGUCACCGUUAUUAGUGCUCUAAUGUGUCACGCCUGAAAAAAACCGCGUUUUUAUGUUUAUUUAUUACUUUAUAACUUUUAAUCGAACACAGCAGUGAAGUUUCAUUUUUACGACGUUUUAUUUCGAUGUUUGUAUAAUUGGCUGCUGAACACAAAAUGUAAAACGCCUUAUAAAUGUAUUACAUUUUGUAUAAUUUUCUAAAAACAAAAACAAAUAAAUAUUAAAUUAAUGUAGUAAAA
Molecule: messenger RNA, 1924 nt
Organism: Planococcus citri (citrus mealybug)
Lineage: Eukaryota; Metazoa; Arthropoda; Insecta; Hemiptera; Pseudococcidae
Gene: Lis-1
Product: LisH and WD40 domain-containing Lis-1
Exons: 10
Coding region: 358-1593 (411 amino acids)
Biological process (GO): iron-sulfur cluster assembly
Cellular component (GO): cytosolic [4Fe-4S] assembly targeting complex
Molecular function (GO): protein binding
Source: RefSeq, a predicted model, not a curated record